Messenger RNA from Saccharomycopsis crataegensis, 5265 nucleotides. Its product is annotated as Hos4 protein. Bases 1 to 5265 code for a protein of 1754 amino acids. The transcript has a single exon. Gene Ontology annotation, molecular function: protein binding. NCBI's taxonomy places the organism in Eukaryota, Fungi, Ascomycota, Saccharomycetes, Ascoideales, Saccharomycopsidaceae. The record is from RefSeq and is a predicted model, not a curated record.
AUGGCUGGUGGUGAGUAUAAUAAAAAAGACCACUACAAGCCUUAUUCUUCUUCGUAUCAUCCAUCAUAUUCGAAUAAGAACGGGGGAAUUAGAGAAGACAAGAGAAGUGGAAAUGGGCCAUCUCCAGGGUUGAGACCUUAUUCUAGUGCAUCUCCAUCAGGCUCGUUCUAUGGACAGAAGAGAUCAAUGUUUCCAAAACCUCAAGGAGGUAGUCAUUAUUCUGGCUCGAGCUAUGUCGGUAAUGGCUCUGGUAGUGGAGGAACAGGAGCAGGAGCAGGAGGAGGAGCAGUGGGAGGAGGAGGAGGAGGAGGGGGAGGCCCAAUGUUUCCGAAAAAAAGAUACAAUAAUACUUAUACUCCCUAUAAUCCAAACCGAUCCAGAAGUGGAGGCUCAGUGUACAUUAGUGAUGCCAACAAGUCGAGAAAUAAUAACAGGGAGGAUGAUGUGUACUACAGUGGUAAAUCAUACGAGUCUCAACAACGAAGAGAUUAUCUGAAAGACUCCAAUGAGUAUGGCUCUAGAAGAUACGAUAGUUAUAGAAAAGAUGAUUACCGAGAUCCGUAUCAAAAGAAGCAACAUGAUUGGGAAAUAAGCGGUCAGAAAACUUCGCCAGAACCAGUAAUACCGACAAAAGGUCCUUCUGAUACGAAACUAAAGGAUGAUAAGAAGAAACCAACAACAACUGCUGAAAUUAAACAAGACACAGAGAAAAUAAAUGAAGUGCCAGUGGAGAAGUCAGCUAGUGAGGAAAAGCCUCAACAGAUUGCUACUGAGAAGAAACCAAAUGAAAUUAUUGAAAAAAAGAAAGUCGAAGAACCAGUGAAGCAAUCUUCUGCCACCAAAAACAUCAACGAUUUAAAAAAACAUUCGAUUUCUUCAGCUUCCAAAGAUCACUCAAAAAAGAAUUUGAAAACUAGUGAUUCCUCUGCAGGGAAAUUGGAAGGGAAAAAAUCGACUAAUGAUCAUGAAAAGGACAUAAAUUCCAAAGAUCGUGGGAGUUCAGAUUCAAAGAAAGAAAAAUUUGGUACGGUGAAACUAAAAAGUCUGACAGACACUAAUGGGUCUAAUAAGCAUAGGUCUAAGAGUAUCAGUAAUGCCCUGGGGCAAAAUACUUCAAAGAUUUCAAAAAUGGAUAAAAAGGACAAGCAAAAGGAUUCAGACCCAAUGGAGAAAAAGAAACAGAAAGUGAAAGAAGUGGUCAAGAAGUUUGAAUUAAAUAAGGAUCCAAAGAAGAAGCAUAGUCUUUUCAAGGAUACAUCUAGUUCAAGUUCUAGUGCUCAUUCAAGUCUGAAUUCCAAAACGAAAACCACUUCCAGUAAAAAAAGUGAAUUGUUCAAAAAUCCAUCUAACAGUCCAGAAAGUAAGAAAGCUAAAUCAACAGAGCCUGUAAAAAAGCAUACUGGUUCCAGUCUUUUCAAAUCAGAAGAGAAAUCUAGCAAAAGUGACGCUCCUACUAUUAAACCCAAGAUUAGAAUUCCCGACGAUGAAGAGGAAACGGAAAUGGAAAAUCAUUCUAUUGAAAAAUCCAAACCUGGUGAAAAGGAAAAAAAUCAACGAAAAGAUUCUGGCGAUCACAAAGAGACAGGUCUUCACAAGGAGAAAAAAAAAAGUGACGAGCAUAAAAAGAAAGCAACGACUGAAGAAAUAAAACCAGAAGGAAUGAAACCACAUACUUCUAUGGAGAAACAUUCAAUGGUGAAUAAUGAUAAAGUUGAUAAUGAUAAAAGUACAGAAAAUUUGGAAAAGCUAUCAGUGCAGCUGAGACCGACGUCCAAAGAUGAAGCUAACUCUAAUUCUACAUCAAAUACAGAGAAGGUGAAUAAUGAUAAAAAUUCUAAUGCUAAAAAUGACGAGCAAGUAAAUAUUGUUAACAAGGCCGCUAAGCACGGGGAGAAAAGUAAAAUUCACGGUGAUGGGAAGAAGAAUCAUGAUUCGGAAAAGUCUAAAGUGGAAGAUAUUGAAAUGCCCGUUAGAGACACUAGAAACGAUAUUCAGAAGAGUGAACUUAUGAAGAAUGACAAGCAUAGUGAUCAAAUAAUUAAUCAUGAUAAAGAUGAUGAUAAAAAAAACAAUUACAAAAAAGUUGAUGACAAACGUGAUGAUAAGAAUAAUGAUGAUGAAUACAAUGAAAAUGAUAAUGCUUUGAAGCCCAAAGUUACAACUCCUAUUGAAAACAAUAGCAAGACCAUUACAAAUGAUGAGGAAUUGAACAAUAACGAGAUGCAACCAUCAACCAACAAAACCCAUAAAGAUGAUAACCAUGAACCUUUAGUGAGUCCACUUCGGUCAAACUCAUAUAUUGAGGGACAGCGCUCUUCUCCUCUCAGCGAGAUAAACUCUUCGCAGGAUCAUGUUUCUGCUGAUGAAAGCCAAAAUAACGAUGCGGAAGAAGACUACAGUGGUGACGAGACUUUCAUGCCUUCCGUUUCAAGAUCAAGAAAAAUCAGUCUCGAAUUAGAAGCUCGUGGCGAAGAGGAUUUAGAACAAUUAUCAGAUAUUGAUAGAGAUGAUUAUCCACACAAUGGUGAAGAUGAUUCUGAUACUGAAACCGUUAUUGCUGACUAUCCCCCAAAAUCUAGAAGGGGAAGAGGUAGAUUGGUGAGAAAAUCUGAAUAUGAAACUUCAAGCCGUGGUGACGCAGAAUCCUCUCGCUCCAGAGAACGGCCGAAGAAACCAAGCAGUAAUAGCCGAAGUGCUAGCGGGAACCGUCAAUUUAGUUCUCAAAAGAAAACUAGAACUGGCCGUGAUGCCAGUGGUAGAUCUAAAUUACAAAGAGCUUGCGACAAGGGUAAAUUUGAGAUUGCCGAGGAAUUGCUUGAGGAAGGUGCCGAUGUUAAUGAUACAGAUUAUGCUGGGAACUCUUCGCUACACGAAGCUGCUUUGAAAGGGCAUUAUCGACUUGCUAAGUUGUUGAUUGACUAUGGUGCUGAUGUUAACAUGCAAUCAGGCCCAGAAGAUUUGGAUACUCCUCUUAUUGAUGCGGCAGCAAAUGGCCAUUAUGACGUGGUUGAACUAUUAUUGGAAAAUGGUGCUAAUCCGAAUAUCUGCAAUGCCCUUAAAGAGAAUGUCUAUGAAUUAUUGAAAGACUCUGAUGACCCUGAAAGCCGAGGUGUUCUCAAACAAGUUCUUAAAAAACGAGAAGAAUUCAAGGAUGUUGAUCCUGUCCUGGGUGAAGAUGAUGGCAUGGCCACUAAUGAUACAAAUCACAGAAAUGACUUAUUUUGGAUGGACCUCACCUCACGUUCUGGCAGAAAUGAAAUUUAUAAGAAGACGGCCGAAGGUGAUUACGCUUUUGUUGGAAAAUACUUAUCUGGAGGAGGUUCUGCUGAUACAGAUACUCUUAUUAUUGCCUCAAGGCAUGGCCAUUUGGAUAUUGUGAGUAUCUUGCUAGGUUUUGGUGCAGAAGUCAAUGGUAUUGCUGAAGAUGGCUCGACUGCCUUGAUGCAUGCUGUUGGAAGGCUGCAUUUGGACAUUGUAAAGUUGUUAUUGGACAGUGGGGCUGAUCCUUCAAUGAGAAGAGAAUCUGACGGCAAGAACUCUGUUCAACUUUCCCAGGAGAGUGAACUAAUGGAUUCCGAAGAGGUUGCACUAUUAAAGGAGAAAAUGCCAGGAUCACGACAAAAAUCGGUGGUUGAUGAAAAUGAUUCUAAGAAAAAGGAGAGUAAGAAAAGAAGCGCCACCCCAAUGGAAAGAAGUGAUUCAAGUAAUAGUAAUAAUGGUCAGAAGAUAAAGAAGAGAAAGCAAGAAUUCAAGAGCAAAAAAGAGGAAUCCUCUGGAAAAUCUCUUAGUACCGAGCCAAAGCACAAAGAGCCUGAACCUGAUGUUAAAAAACCACAUGCUGUGGAUGGUGAAAAGAGGCUGAAUAAUGUUGACAAAGUUAAAAAGGUUUCUAAUUUGGAGAAAUCGUCAAAAUUCAAGGAACGGAAGACCAAUAUUAUCAAGGAUGUCCAGAUGAAAACUUCUAAGUUAUUCAGUGGUGCUAGUGAUGAAAAGGAUACUGAAAAGCCUAAUGUCCAGCUGAAAACUUCUAAGUUAUUCAGUGGUGCUAGUGAUGAAAAGGAUGUUGAAAAGCCUAAUGUCCAGCUGAAAACUUCUAAGUUAUUCAGUGGUGCUAAUGAUGAAAAGGAUGUUGAAAAGCCUAAUGUCCAGAUGAAAACUUCUAAGUUAUUCAGUAGUGCUAGUGAUGAAAAGGAUACUGAAAAACACAAUGCGGAUUCUAAGAAGGUCACUGACAUUGAGAGAAAUGAUGAAAAAAAGAAUAGUAUUCCUCUUGAGAAGUUAGUUGUCAAGAUUGAAAAAAAGACUGCUGAGAAAUCAGAUUCGAACAAGAAAGAAGCUUAUGAACAGCAGAAGGCCGAAAAGAUUAAAGCCAGGCAACAAGCGGUAUUACUUCAAAUUUCUCAAGCGGAAAAGGAACGUGAGAAAGAGCGGGAAUUACAAAGAUUACGUGAAGCAGAGCAGCGUAAAAAGGAUGAAGAGGAGGCGAUCAGAAAGGAAAAAAUCCAUCAAGAACAACUCGCGGAGGAAAAGAAGCAAAAAGAGAUUGCCACUAAGCGGAAGAUUAGAGAAAACUAUCCUUAUUGUUUACAGACUAUUGAUUUCUAUGAUUAUGAUUGCUUUGAUGACUUAGAAGAGGAUGUUAAAACUCAACUUAGGGAAAGAGUUUUGAAAUAUUUACCAUUAUAUUAUAUUGAAAUCAAUGGGGAAAAAUGGGUGGUUGAUUUACAAAUCAACUUGUUAACUGGUUUGACCAAUAUUUAUGAUAAGUUCCCAAACUUGAAUGAUGAUAAGAUGGUUGUUAAAGAUCACCAACAAGAGAAAUUGUGGAGUUUUUUCAGUUCGAUUUUGAUGAGGAAUUUGAGUGAUUAUAAUCCUCAGUUUUUUGGAUCAUCGUCGUCAUCAUCAUCAAAAAGUACCGGGGCAUUAUUACCAGUGAAGAGAUUUUCUAUGGAAAAGAAGUUGGAAGCGUUGACCAAUGAGGGGAAAAAAUUCCAAUCUUUGAUGCUUUGUUGGGUGAAAUUGUCUUUGGUAGAAUCGGAAAUUUUCAGCAAGAAUGAAUUCCUUGCAAAGGUGCCGGGAAAUCUUGUGGAAAUUGAUCAGACCUUUUUAGAAAACGUUCCAAUAAUGGAAUCUGUGGAGACUCAGGGUGCUGCUGAGACGAUUUGUGAAUCAAAGCAUAUUAUUGCUGAUAAUUUGCCAAGAAGAUUUCGCGGACGUCCUAAAGUGUUGGAUGUGGUUAAUGCAACAAAGAAGAAUAUGUGGUGA